AGUUGGCAUUUUUUUUUUUAAGUAAAUGAAAAUUUGAAACUAUAAUCUACAAGAAACAAAAUUCUUUUCAAACUUAAUUAUGCGUGCAUUUCCUGCUUCUUUAGCCUCAGUUUCCCCCAACAUCUAUGUUCUAACACACGAGGAAACCUUUUCCAAACUUGACCCCACCUGCCUUCCUUCCACCUUAUCCCAUCUCUCUCUGUUCUUUUGUAGCUUUAUGCGUAAGUGUCCAUCCAUGAAUUUAUUUCCUUUUUGUGUUUUUCUCUCUUCCACCUGUAGGAGAGCAAGAGUCCCCAUUAACCAAGCAUCCCUCAGGAGCAAAUCCGUAUUUCCUUCUCCUGCAGUUCUCCUGCCCAAAGCACAGGGCACUGAUGUAUUCUGGCUGCUUGGCCUAUGUCUCCAGCUUUUUGACCUGGAAUUUAUCGAUGAAGGCAGAGAACCACACAGUAGUGAGUGAAUUUGUUUUCCAGGGUUUUUCCAGCUUUCAUGAACACAAGCUCACCCUCUUUGUGGUAUUUCUUACCUUGUACCUUUUCACCCUGGCUAGCAAUGUCACCAUUGUGACCACAAUCAGCAUUGACCGCCGCCUUCACACCCCCAUGUACUUCUUUUUCACUGUGCUUUCCACGUCAGAGACCUUGUACACAUUGGUCACUGUGCCUCGGAUGCUCUGUAACCUCAUAGGCCUGAACCAGCCCAUCUCCUUGGCAGGCUGUGCCACCCAGAUGUUCUUCUUCAUCACUCUGGCCAUCAACAACUGCUUCCUGCUCACAGCCAUGGGGUAUGACCGCUACGUGGCCAUCUGCCACCCCCUGAGGUACAGGGUCAUCAUGAACAAGCGAGUGUGUGCCCAGCUGGUGUGGGGGGCCUGCAGCGUUGGCCUGCUCAUGGCUGUCAUUCAGAUUUCCUCUGUGUUCAGGCUACCCUUUUGUGACAGAGAGGUGGCCCAUUAUUUCUGUGACAUCCGCCCGGUUAUGAAGCUCUCCUGUGCUGACACCGCUGUACAUGACAUAAUUAACUUCAUCAUCAGCUCGCUGGUUAUCGUGGUGCCCAUGGGUCUGGUCCUCAUCUCCUACAUCUUCAUCAUCUCCACCAUCUUCAAGAUCGCCUCAGCCGAGGGCCGGAAGAAGGCUUUUGCAACGUGCGCCUCCCACCUCAGUGUGGUCAUCGUCCACUACGGCUGUGCCUCCAUCGCCUACCUCAGGCCCAAGUCAGACAACAUGAGGGAUCAGGACCAGCUGAUCUCAGUGACUUACACCGUUUUCACUCCUCUGCUUAAUCCUGUGGUGUACACUCUAGCAAUGUCACCAUUGUGACCACAAUCAGCAUUGACCGCUGCCUUCACACCCCCAUGUACUUCUUUUUCACUGUGCUUUCCACGUCAGAGACCUUGUAAGCAAGAGGGUAGCUGAUUCUUUCCACUGUGCUAAUGGCAGAAAAGUGGGCUGCAUAGCACCUGUUGGAAGUGACGGGUUGAAAGAUCAACCUAAAUGUCAGGUGGAUAUUGAGCUCUGAACUUUCAAAGAGAACAUGGUUGGUGGACAGGAUGUGUCGAAAGCACAGUCAAAACCACCUUUCUUACUUAUCAUCACUUUCUCCUUUGGGCAGCAACAAGAGUAACGGAUUCUGACAUUCCAGAUGAAAUUUUAUCAGCUUAAAACAUUCUCACCUGCCUUGAAGACCCAUGAAAUUUUGUUCUUCCCAAUUUUGUCAAAGCUCCCAUUAGAACUGAUUCCUUGGCGAGUUUUGCAUAUUCACACACUAGUAAGCAACUUGUCACAUCCAGCAAGUGAGUUUCACUACGGUUAGACAUGCUUCCUGUGGGGGGAAUGCAUAUGCUAUAAUGUAUUCGUUCACAAGUGUAGGGGUAUCUGAAGAUCUUUUUAGAAAGUAAAUGUAUUGGUCCUGCCUCCCAACUAACUCUGACUGUCCCAGAUGUGGAAAUUAGCCCGUGAUUUUCAUUCAGUCUCCACGUGGAGCCUGAGCUGACAUCUGUGUCUUGCCUUGGCCCGCUUCAUUUCUACGUUGAUGAACUCAUUUUCUGUGAACCGUUGGAUGCCUGGUUUAAACUCUGAGUUUAAGCCUUUGUCUAAAGGAGAGUCUGGGCGUCUACCAAUUCCUACUGUCUUUGCCCCCUGAAGGGGAAAACUGUAUUGAGUUGUGAGAAAGUUUUAAGAAUUUAGGAUUAUUUGACCUGGAGUUAAAAAGAGACAGAACUUUCCAAAUGUCUUUCCAAA
Messenger RNA from Camelus dromedarius (Arabian camel), 2237 nucleotides. RefSeq names its product olfactory receptor 10J1-like. Gene Ontology annotation, cellular component: plasma membrane. The transcript has a single exon. Lineage: Eukaryota; Metazoa; Chordata; Mammalia; Artiodactyla; Camelidae. Gene Ontology annotation, biological process: detection of chemical stimulus involved in sensory perception of smell; G protein-coupled receptor signaling pathway. The coding region runs from base 372 to 1316 and encodes 314 amino acids. The record is from RefSeq and is a predicted model, not a curated record. Gene Ontology annotation, molecular function: G protein-coupled receptor activity; olfactory receptor activity.